Molecule: messenger RNA, 5439 nt
Organism: Grosmannia clavigera kw1407
Lineage: Eukaryota; Fungi; Ascomycota; Sordariomycetes; Ophiostomatales; Ophiostomataceae
Product: chitin synthase 6
Exons: 2
Coding region: 1-5439 (1812 amino acids)
Cellular component (GO): myosin complex; cell periphery; cell septum
Molecular function (GO): ATP binding; chitin synthase activity; cytoskeletal motor activity
Source: RefSeq, a predicted model, not a curated record
AUGGCCGGCAACCACAUGUCCAUGUACUCCAUGAACUCGGAGUCCAUGGGGCCUCGUGGUGCUGGGCAGCAAUCUUCCCAGGUCUCAACGACAACACUACUUAACGCUAUUCACAACAUCUACCUCUCAUCCACGCCGUACCUUCUCGAUGCCGGUACCAGCGUCGUCGUCAACACCUGGCUGACCGCCUCCCAGUCGGGUCACAGCGGACAACCUGGCGGGACUGUCGAUGGCUCGCUCGCCUUACGGGCUUGGGAACAUGCCCGGCGUCGUGCCGAGGACGGUUGCAUCAUCUUGACAUCUCUCCACACGUCAUCUCCAUCACUUCUCGCACCCUUCCUGUCCACCCUUCCGCUUUCACUCCCCACGUCUCUGUUCAAAUCUCUCGAAGCCCUGCAGCCGUUCAUACGCUGUGUCACGCCAUACAAUCCGUCAACACCCCGACAGACUGCUCUCGGUGUGACACUGACCCUCAACCUUGCCGGCAACUUGACAGCAGCCUCUCUGGCUCUCUCCCAGGGCGGCAUCGACACCAUCAAGGGCCUCCUAAAUGUUCCCGCAGAGGCAGGUUAUCGUGCCUUCGACGUGUUCUAUUAUCUGCUCACGUCAGCUUCCACACCGGCCGAGAGAGAAUUUCUUGGCCUGAAGGCAGCUCCAGCCUACUCGCUCCUUGCCCGUUCAGGCAACUACGGACCUCCUUCGUACCUGCCAACGGCUGACGAUGCAGCAGCUGCUGAUGACUUCCGUGCUGCCUUGAAAGAGAUCGGCAUCAAGGGCUCUGCUCACCGCAACCUCAUCUCCAUCCUGGCUGGCCUUUUAAAGCUGGGAAACACACUCGACUACGACGUUGAUGGCGACGUGCUAGAGGAGGUUUGCGAAGAUGUCAGCGGGCUGCUUGGUGUGGAGCCAGAGGUCCUGGUUCGCGGCUGCUCUACCGAGGAUCGCAGAACAUUCAUCGGCGCCUUGUAUGAGGCCCUGGUCGAUUGGGUUAUCUCCAAGGCAAACACGGCCAUUUCUGCACAGAUGAGUCGUACGCGAGAUGCCGAUGACUCGAGCGAAAGCGCCGGCGGUGUCCACACACCCAACACGGACGACAACGGAGACACGGUUUGCAUCACAGUUCUCGAGAUUCCGGAUCCCAUGCUGGGUAAGGCGAUCUCUAUGCGCAGUGUCUUUGACGAUACCACCGGCAUCAACUCGGAGAUGAAGGAGGAUGGCGUUGACGUGACGGCUGCCGGCAGCUCUGUGCUGCGUGAGAUGGAGAACGCCGUGAGCGAGGUCGGGCCUGACCUAGGCAUCAUGAGCGGCCCGGCUGGUCGGGAGCGCAGCCAUCUGCUUGAGAAGCGCGAAGAGCUGCUCGAGAAAUUGUCCCACGCUUCUGACGCAGAUGGCUUUCUCAAGAGCCUUUUAGUUCCCGUGGAGGGAGAAGGCGUCAAUCUCGGCCGCGCAGGCCGUCUGGACCUCGCAAACAUGCUUCUCACCAACCGCGUUUGGUACCAUCUCUGCAUCCACCCCACUGACGACUCCCCGGCCAACAUUGCAGCCUUGCCUUCGGUGAACUCGGCGUGGUCUGCCGGCACCGUGUCACGCCAGUUACGUGCGUGGCGUCUGCCAGAAUGGGCCAAUCGGCGCAACAAGAAUUUAGACUUCACGGCCGACUUUGACCAUGACGAGUUCGUCCAGCGCUACGCCCCUCUGGGCUGCCGGGACGGUCGUGACGGAAUCGAGAGCUGGGUACUGGAGCGCGGAUGGAGCAACGGCGAGGUGGUCGUUGGUACCGAGCGCAUCUGGAUGCGCGAGAGCGCCUGGUGGGAUGCCGAAAGCAUGCUGGAUCUGAAGCCGGAAGCAGGCAUGCCAUCCAGCGGUAGUUUCGGCAACUCGCUUGGUGUUCCAGGCAUGGAGUCGGGAUAUGCCGCCAACAACGGCAGCGGUUUCUUCCCACAGCAGCCAUAUAUGGGCGAGGGUGCCGCAAGCGGCAGCCGGGAUCAACUGCUAGACCACCAGCGAAACAUGAGCCAGGGCACGCUUGGGUUUGCGCAAAAUCCAAUGGCUGGUGCUCAUGGCAUGCCUGGCGGUAUAGCACCGUCUGUCAUGGGCGGUAGCGCUGUAGGCGGAGACAGCAAACGCAACAGCAAGAACGUCUUUAAGGGCGACUAUGGUUUGGGCACCAAGGGUGACGACAUGAACAAGUUCUACUACAACAACGAUGGCGAGUUCAUCGGCCUGGACGCGGAACUCACUGAAGGCAAGGAGAUCACGUCGCAGCCGAUCUCAACUAGCCGCCGUGUCUGGGUGACCGUUGUGUGGACCUUGACUUUUUGGAUUCCGUCACCGCUGCUGCGCUAUGUUGGUCGGAUGAAGCGGCCGGAUGUGCGCAUGGCAUGGCGGGAGAAGUUUGUGCUUUGUGCCAUCAUCGCCCUGAUCAAUGCAAUCGUCGUGUUCUGGAUUGUCGCAUUUGGACGGCUGCUCUGCCCGAACUACUCCAAGGCCUGGACGGAGACGCAGCUGGCUACGCAUCAAGGCAACUACGACUUCUGGGUCGGCAUCCACGGCAAGGUAUACGACAUAUCCAAGUUUUGGCGCGUCCAGCACAGUGAUAUCACAGCGCGUGAAGUGACUUCGGCGCUCAUGACACCCCUGUCCGGCCUCGUUCUCGACCAGUACUUUGCGCCCCCUCUGACCUUGUCCUGCCAAGGACUGGUGACGGAUGAGACGCUGUAUCUCCAGUUCAACGCGACUGACGACAAUCCGGAAGCCGACCACACGUCUGGCUCUCGACAGGCUGUAACGAGCAGUGCGCUCUACAGCGACACAUGGUACACGGAUGUGUUUCUACCCAAGAUCGAGCAGUACUAUCACGGUGACAUUGUGUGGAGCAAGAACAAGAUCAAGAACGAGGGAAUAGAACAAAACCACGAAUGGGUCAUAUACGAUGGAUUGGUCUACGAUUUAGGCAACUACUUCUACACCCUGUCGAUGAUGGAUGAUUUGGCAACGUACAAAUUCCUCAACUCCGACCUGACCGACGCCGUGGAAAGCGCCCCGGGUACUGAUAUCACCUCAACGUGGAACACGCUCAUCAAGAAGGCGCAAAACAACGCGACGGAAUUGGCGAGCAUCACCAACAGUAUCACGUGCAUCAAGAACAACUUCUAUGUUGGCAAGCCCGACUUCCGGUAUAGUGCACGGUGCCAGGUGAACGGGUACAUUUUGCUCGCCUUCACUGUCCUUCUGUGUAUUGUGAUUCUGGUCAAGUUCCUGUCUGCCCUGCAGUUUGGCUCAAAGCGGCGGCCGUCUCCGCAAGACAAAUUUGUCAUCUGCCAGGUGCCGGCCUACACGGAAGGCGAGGACUCGCUCCGCACGUCGCUCGAUUCUCUCACCGCGCUGCAGUAUGACAACAAGCGAAAGCUGAUCUGCGUUAUCUGUGACGGCGUCAUUGUUGGCGCUGGCAACGACCGCCCGACGCCCAAGAUCGUCCUCGACAUUCUGGGUGUUGAUCCCAAGGUAGACCCACCUGCACUGCCCUUCAAAUCUGUGGGCACCGGCAGUGAGCAGCUGAACUACGGCAAGGUGUACUCGGGUCUCUACGAGUUUGAGGGCAACGUUGUGCCGUAUCUUGUCAUCGUCAAGGUCGGCAAGGAGUCGGAGAAGGCCAAGACCAAGCCCGGCAACCGUGGUAAGCGAGACUCGCAGAUUUUGGUCAUGAGCUUCCUGAAUCGCGUCCACCACCGUGCGCCGAUGAACCCGCUGGAGCUGGAAAUCUUCCACCAGAUCAACAACGUCAUCGGCGUGGACCCAGAACUGUACGAAUAUAUUCUGAUGGUGGACGCCGACACAUCUGUGCGCGAGGACUCUCUAAACCGCCUGGUUGCUGCGUGUGCCAACGACGCCAAGAUUGCCGGCAUCUGCGGUGAGACUAGUCUGCAGAACGAGAAUCAGUCCUGGUGGACCAUGAUCCAGGUGUACGAGUACUUUAUCUCUCACCACUUGGCCAAGGCAUUUGAGUCUCUCUUUGGCAGUGUUACGUGUCUUCCUGGUUGCUUUACCAUGUAUCGUCUCCGCACGGCCGACCGUGGCAAGCCGCUUAUUAUCUCUAGCGAUGUCAUCCGUGAAUACAGCGACUGUAUCGUGGACACGUUGCACAAGAAGAACCUGCUAUCGCUAGGCGAGGAUCGGUUCCUAACUACGCUGAUGACCAAGCACUUUCCGCAAAUGAAGUACAAGUUCCUCCCGGCUGCGUACUGCUCGACGGCGGCGCCUGAGACGUGGAGUGUUCUUCUCUCGCAGCGGCGUCGGUGGAUCAACUCGACCAUCCACAACCUUGUGGAGCUGAUGUUCAUCGAGGAAAUGUGCGGCUUCUGUCUGUUCAGCAUGCGCUUUGUGGUGUUCAUGGACCUUUUCGGCACCGUCAUUCUCCCGGCAACGGUUGUAUAUCUCGUCUACCUCAUUUACAACGUGGUCCACAACCACGGCUCCCUCCCGAUCCUCUCCAUCAUCAUCCUGGCGGCCGUCUACGGUCUGCAAGCGAUCAUCUUCAUCCUCAAGCGACAGUGGCAGCACGUGGGCUGGAUGUUUAUCUACCUCCUGGCCUUCCCCAUCUAUUCGUUUGUCCUGCCGGUCUACUCGUUCUGGAAUCAAGACAACUUCAGCUGGGGUAACACGCGUAUCGUCAUUGGCGAGACGGGCAAGCGCCAGCUGGUGGCCGUCGACGAGGAGGGCUUCGACACACGCUCGAUCCCGCUACAGCGCUGGGAUGACUAUGCUAUGGCGAACAACCUGCCAGGCCGCCGCGGUGGUCCUCACGGAGAGAAGGCCAUGGGUGGCCCCGAAGGCAUGUACGACGAGGGCAUGUACGAGAUGGACGACAUGAAGUCAGUAUACUCGUCCAUACGCCAGCCAUCAGUCCUGGCCGGCCUGGGUACUCGCGGUAGCACCUUCAUGCCGCCCCAGGCUGGACAGUAUGGACAGCAGCUCUCGCCCGGGCUUCACGGCCGCACCUCCACGAUGGGCACCAUGCAGUACGCCGAUCACCCCAUGCACCGCCAGUCCAUGGCCAGCAUGGGUACCGGAGUCCCGCGCAUGGCCAGCCCGUAUCUGGACGUUAAUGGCGCCCGAUCGUCGGGCAACCUGCAGUCUCCGGGUCUCAACGGGUAUGCCGGCCUGCGCAGCACCACCAGCCUUGCUCUGAACGGCAAUGGUUCACGGAUGGGCGAUGGACGUCAGUCGGCACUGUCGUUUGACUUCCAGCGUAGCACCAGCGGUCCCGACGACGGCAUGAUCAUCGAAGCCAUCCAGGGUGUCCUGCGCGAGGUCGACCUCGACACGGUCACCAAGAAGCAAGUGCGUGCUCUCGUCGAGCAGCGGCUGCAGACAGAGCUCUCCGGCGAACGGCGGACCUUUAUGGAUCGCCAGAUCGACAACGAGCUGGCAAACAUGUGA